AUGAAUAGCGCAGGCCGCGUCCAUCGUUCACGAGCAGGAUCUAGGGGCCACGCGGCAAUUUCACCUUUGACAAUGGCAUCUUUCAGUGUUGCGAGGGGAAUUCGUUCUUCGAAUGUAUAUGACGACACAGACGAUGAAUUGUCCAUCUUGACCUUUUUCAGCGCCGUUAGGAGAAACCGCCUUACUAGCUCAUUGCCGCCGAUCCUCUCUGCAAGGUGUUCAUCAGCCUGUUUCAGCGUGCGGAUAGUUUUGCCCUUGUCGUUGACGAUUUCCAUCAGCGCUUUGAUGUAUUCGACAAACUCAGCGUUAGGGCGCAAACUCACCGGAGCGUUCUCUAUACAGACUAACAUCGAACAAAGUUGCGGGUUUUUCAGGACCAGCAUCAUGGCAACUUUACCACCCAUUGAGUGUCCUAUUAUAAUAGGGCCUCCAUUGGUGUUUAAUUCGUGCUUUGUGAUAAAGUGUUUCACGUCUUCCGACAUGACUUCGUAG
This is a messenger RNA of Saccharomyces cerevisiae S288C, 492 nucleotides long. It is a transcript of the gene NAG1, whose product is annotated as Nag1p. Bases 1 to 492 code for a protein of 163 amino acids. The transcript has a single exon. Gene Ontology annotation, cellular component: membrane. The record is from RefSeq and is marked reviewed. Lineage: Eukaryota; Fungi; Ascomycota; Saccharomycetes; Saccharomycetales; Saccharomycetaceae.